GGGGGGGGUUUGCAGCCUUGGGCGUUGGUGGCGGGGGUCGUGGUCGUUUCCCCCGCCGCCCAGCCCCAUAGCAAUCCCUUAUGUGGGGCGGAGGCUGCGCCUGCCCUGAUCCUCCACGCCGGGGCUGCUGCAUCGGGUGAAGAAGAGGCCGAAGAUGGGGGAUUUCUACGACCCGGAACAUCCCACCCUGGACACAGCUUUCAUGUCGAAGGAUCCCAGUGGACAUCAUAAACCUAAUACGUCCAGCAUCCCUGAAAUGCAGUCACCUCUGAGGUGGAAAGGGACAGACAACUGGUGUAUCUUUCCACAGAAUAUGGAUGGGUCUGAAGAGGUAGAAAGAGAAGAAGAAAAUGAUGGCAAGACGGAAAAUGCGCAGAAACCUGGCUUUGUCAAAGGGACAGUGUUCAAAGGAGUCGCAUCGAGCCGCUUCUUGCCCAAAGGCACCCGGACAAAAGUUAACCUUGAGGAACAAGGCAGACAAAAGGUGUCCUUCAGCUUCAGCCUAACCAAGAAAACUUUGCAGAACAGAUUUCUGACCGGCCUUGGGAAUGACAAGCAAAACGAGGCUCCAAGCUCCCUGGGCACACCUCUUCAAACUGACCUUGCCUCUAAAUUUAAACUGGAUCUUGGGGAUUAUCCGGAUGUCGUGGAGGAAUUUUCACCCCCAAAGCCUAAGGUGGAAUUGGGCAAGAUUCACUUUAAGAAACACCUGCUGAAUGUUACAACAAAGCCGCCCCCUGCUGCUGCCAUGCCACUGCCACCAGCAACUGUCGGACCAGCAGAAUUUGUGGAAUUGCCACCAUCACCGCCGCCACCCCCUCCUCCUCCUCCCCCUCCCCCUCCUCCCCCUCCACAAACACUACCAGCGCCAAAACCAGUACUAACCCCAGAAAUUUUGCCACAACUUCCAGUAGCAGUACAGACAGCAGCCGCACCUCUGUUGCCAUCGCCUGUAGAAACUGUUGUCCGCAUAGCAAAGGAGCCCUCCAUGAAAGCAGCUCAGGAAACUUUAGAACUGAACAUUAAGCAAAAUGCUGUGUUGGAAGGCUCCGAAGAACAGCUAGCUCAGGUUAUUCCUGAAGAAGCAGAACCAGUCCCAGCGAAAGGAGAUUCCCAUAUUGGGAGGGAGGAGGACGUUUCAAGUGCUUCAAAGGGUGCUUCUCAAAGUUCUAAGAAACAAAGUUCCAAGAGGAAGUCGUCUGAUGGAGCAUUGCCAGGUUCCGAAUCUGAUGAAGAUUCCGUGAGGACCUCUUCAAGUCAGAGAUCUCACGAGAUUAAAAUAUCGACAAGCUCAGAGAAGGAAAAAGAUUCACGGAAGAGCUCUACUUCUGUCAGAACUGAAGAGCAGGUGAAAAGUUCGUCACGGUCUAGAUCUGAAAGGGAUGAAAAAUACUCUAGUUACUCCUCCAGAUCUGAGAGAGACUCGAGGUAUUCUUCCUCCCGUUCCAGAUCUGAAAGAGAGAGGAGGCGAAGCAGAUCCCGUUCUCGUUCUAGAUCGGAGAGAGGUUCCAGAACCAGUUCUUCCUAUGCCAGAUCUGACCGGUCACAUUACUAUGACUCUGACCGGAGGUACCACAGGAGCUCACCAUACAGAGAGAAGACACGGUAUUCUCGUUCGUACGUGGAUAGCAGGACAAGAGAAAGCUCUGAUUCAGAAGAAGAGUAUCGGAGGACAUACUCCAGGUCUACAGACUCCAGGCGUACAUCCUCCCAUUCCUCAUCUUACAGAGACUCUAGGACCUCUUUUUCUUAUUCAAAGUCAGAGCGGGAUAGCAAGUUGGAAUCCUCUCAUACUGACUCAGAGAGAAAAGGAAAGCCUACAAAAUCAGACAGGGACUCCAAAAGGACUUCAGAAAGUGACGUAUCAAAAAAGUGCUCUCCCGUCAAUGAGCUGCGUCAUCGGAGGGGAACAUCCCACUCUAAAGCAGAGAGCAGUGUAAGUUCUUCCCGACACAAGUCCUCCUCUUCAAAGACAUCUACUCCAAAGUCUGAGAAAUUUAAAAGUUCUUUCUGUUGUACAGAAUCUGAGGAAACCAGAGAGCAGUCUAAUUGUAUAGACUUGGAGGCGUCUUGUGUACAAAGCUGUGAAACGAAAACUGCUAUUGCACAGAAGCCAGAAACAGAAAGGACUGUUUCUCCGUUAAAUCAGUUGAAUGAUUCACCUAUUUUCAAAAAGUUAAAUGAAUCAAAAGAGAUGUCUCCUAUUUCUAAAUCAAAUGUACUUGCAGGAAUUGAUAGCCAUGACAGUAUUAAGGAAGAGGAGUCUGUAAUCAAGGUAAAACAUGAAUCGUUAAAAACUUGUUCUCCAGUAGAAUUGAAUAUAAAUGGAUCCCCAGAAGGAAGGCCCAGUGAUAGGGCAUCGUUCCGUGCCCCCAAAAUAGAAGAAAUUGUAACAUCUGAUGAUAGUUUAGACGGAACUGAGCCACCACUUCCAGUCAAUAGUCCAAAUUUGAGUAAGUUACCGUCUAAUGGGUUUCAGUGUGUGUAUCAGUCUAAAGGACACGAUCCGGAUGGUUCUCUUGUCCUCCUGAGUGACUCCAACAGUUUUCUUAAAGAAAAAAUGGAAGAGUCAAUUCCCUCUGAAUAUGAUUGUGUACCUUCUUGUAUUGUGAAUGUAAAUAAUUCUAAAAUACAUGCAGAUAAAGCGGAUGAUCUCACAGAUCCUUGUGAUAAAACCAAAGAUCCAGUCUCCUGCUAUCUUUCGGAUGAUGCAGCUCUUUCUUUGUAUUAUUCAGAAGUUGAAAUUGAAGCUGAGCCUUCCAAUGCAACAGUUACUCCAGAACCUUUUGUGGAUGUUCAGUCAUCUGAAAAGUUUACAUACGCUGAUGUCGAAGAUCAGAAUCCGUCAAAAAUUGCUCAUGAGGAUGAAAAAUGUGUUAGACGUUUCAGCUUGUCAGAGUGCAGCCCGGUCAGAGAUUCUUCUGCAGAAGAAUAUAUCGUGGAAGAGAAAUUUGACAAUCAGUGUAUUGCGCAGCAUCAACAGGCUUCCGAAAAUGUGUUGUCCCACCCAGAGACAACUCUGGGGGAGGAAAAGGAGGAAGAACUCUUGGAGUGUCCCGAAGUAGCACUUGAAUUGGAUGUUUCACAUGUUGAUUCCGUUGUAGAGAAAACAAAAUCGCCUUUUAAAAAUGAGCACUCUUAUUAUUUAGAGAUGCCAACAGAAGACUCUGAGAAAGAGGAGCCAGAUGACGAGGAAGACUCUGUGGUCCUUGAUGAAAGAACUGUAGAUGCUGACUUGAAGGCCCACGCUCCUGAAGUCUUGAUGGUAAAUGAAAAAAGCGAUGACUCCUUGGUAGGAUCUGCAUUUUCAGACGCUUUGUCCCCAUCUUGCGAUAUUGUUGUGACGGUAGAAGAAACAGAAACUGCUGCCGAAGUGCCCAGAUGUGACAGUAGAGGCAGUACCCCUGAGCUCACUUCCAUCCACCACGAAGAGUAUUCUGACACAGCUGAAAGUGUGAGUGAACAGGACAGUGAUGACAGUGACACAGAGGACUCUGAUUCAGAUGAUAGCAGUGUUCCAAGGAACCGCCUUCAGUCAGUUGUGGUCAUUCCAAAGAAUUCUACCAUAACCAUGGAGGAGAGCAGUUCUUGUUCCUCCCGGAACAGCCAAAGUAACAGACGCUAUGUGGAUCACUGGGAAGAUGGCAGGCCAGAGUCCAGCAGGCCAUUCUGUGAAGAAAUGCCGGAUGACGUGGGAUUUAAUAAUGGCCUGCAAAAUGAAAGCAAGUACCUGCCUUCUAGAGACGCAGAAGGGAGGCUAGCGAUAUCUACUGAGCUCAACAGAACAGAGAGUGAAGACCUCCGGCCUGGUAUCCCCCAUCCUCAGAGCGAUGGCGUUGACAGUACGAGUCAGUCAGAGCAGACAUCAGGUUUUAUUCACAGGCCAAACCCAGAUGAAAGAUCAAUAUUAACUGAAAGCAUGUCUGUGGCUCGAUCGAUUGACGUAUCGCAAGAAGGGGAGCUGCAUUACCUAUCCAAGAACUUUGAAAUGAUUGACAAUAUGUCCAGGCUGCAGACCAGUGUUUCCAAGCCUGACAGCAGGCAGGGGAAGUCUGGUUAUGGCGAGCCCAUGGAAACUGGAGAUUUCUCCAGAGAGGAUGGCUUCCAUUCGGCAGAAGACUUGAGUAGCUUGGGGUGGGAUUUCUCCCAACCAGAGAAACCAAGCAGUACGUACCAACAGCCUGAUAGCAGCUAUGGCAUCUUCCCAGGUUAUGUUUACCCCCCAGCUCCGGGAACAUUUGUUGGGCCUCAUAACUACUGGCAUGACAAUGGCUAUUGGGAUCCAAGGUUGACCAAUAGGCCCUCUGAGAUGAACUACGAGCAAAUGCAAGGGCAGGUUCCCGAUUCGCUUACAGAAGACCAUGAAGAGUAUGAAGAGGUUGACCGCUGGGUUGACGAAAGCCACGCCUUCUUCCCCAACCAGUCAGUGAAGUUCCAGUCACGUGACCCUAGAGAGAAGGGUUCGGUGCAGGCCCAUGAGAUAAGCAGCAACUCCACUAAAGAGCCAAUGGCCCCAAGUGUGAGGAAAGAGCAAGCGAAUAAGGUUUUGGAUAAGAAUGACAUGAAAGAGCGGGGACCGUUGAAGAAAAGGAGGACGGAUUUAGAGAGCGACUCGGAGAGCGAUGCCGACUUCCGGGAAAGGAAGAAGGUCAAGACAGAGGGAGAGCGGUUGCCAGCAAUACUUCAGGACUCUUCCAUGGCUCGUCCGCUAUGUUUCAUGGAAGACUUCAGGGACUCGCAGCGUUGGAAAGAGUUUGCCAAGCAAGGGAAAAUGCCCUGUUACUUCGACCUCAUUGAAGAAAAUGUGUAUUUGACGGAAAGGAAAAAGAAUAAAUCUCACCGUGACAUCAAGCGGAUGCUGUGUGAAUGUCCCACGCUUUCCAAAGAUGAGCGAGCUCAAGGAGAGGUGGCGUGUGGAGAAGACUGUCUUAAUCGUCUACUCAUGAUAGAAUGUUCCUCAAGGUGCCCCAAUGGGGACUACUGCUCCAACCGGCGGUUUCAGAGGAAGCAGCAUGCAGAUGUUGAAGUCAUUCUGACCGAGAAGAAAGGCUGGGGGUUGAGAGCAGCAAAAGACCUACCCUCCAACACUUUUGUACUGGAAUACUGUGGUGAAGUGCUCGAUCACAAAGAGUUCAAAACCCGAGUGAAGGAGUAUGCCCGAAGCAAGAAUAUCCAUUACUACUUCAUGGCAUUGAAAAACGAUGAGAUAAUAGAUGCCACCCAGAAAGGAAACUGCUCUCGUUUUAUGAACCACAGCUGCGAGCCAAACUGCGAGACACAGAAAUGGACAGUGAAUGGACAGCUGCGGGUUGGCUUCUUCACCACAAAACUUGUUCCGUCAGGCUCAGAGCUAACCUUUGACUACCAGUUCCAGAGAUAUGGCAAAGAGGCACAGAAGUGUUUCUGUGGCUCUGCCAACUGCCGGGGUUACCUUGGGGGAGAAAACCGGGUCAGCAUCAGAGCUGCAGGAGGCAAAAUGAAGAAGGAGCGGUCUCGUAAAAAGGAUUCGGUGGAUGGAGAAUUAGAGGCACUCCUGGAAAACGGAGAAGGACUUUCAGAUAAAAAUCAAGUUCUCAGCUUGUCUCGGCUGAUGGUGCGAAUUGAGACUCUGGAGCAAAAGCUCACCUGUCUCAAACUUAUACAGAAUACUCACUCCCAGGCCUGCCUGAAGACGUUCUUAGAAUGUCAUGGGUUGUCCCUUCUCUGGAUUUGGAUGGCAGAACUUGGUGAUGGCAGGGGAAACAUAGCCAACAACUUGAAACUCCAGAUAGAGAUUAUGAAGACUUUGGAGCUUUUGCCUAUUCCCAAUAAAAACAUGUUGGAGGAGAGCAAAGUGCUUCCCAUUAUCCAGCGCUGGGCGCAGACUAAAUCCGCUAUUCCACAUCUCAGCGAGGGAGAUGGUUAUUCGAGUGAGAACACAUCUCGGGCUCAUACUCCACUCAACACGCCCGAUCCUUCCGCUAAGCCCAGCGUGGAGGGGGACACGGACACGCCCAAGAAGCUUUCUUUCCGGAAGCUCAAGAUCAUAAGUGAGAACAGCAUGGACAGCGCCAUCUCCGAUACGACCAGCGAGAUUGAGCUGAAGGAGGGCAAGGAGGACCUUGAGCAUCCAGACAGUGUCCCAACAGAGACGGCAGAGGAGCAGCCACCCCAGCAGGAAGCUGGCAAGGAUGCUGCCGCCGAGGUCCCAGCAGACACCAGCAAAUCUCAAGCUGCCGAGCAGGAUGUGGAGCCCGAGACAGAGAUGAAGGAGACCUCCGCUGCAAAGCUGGAGGAAUCUUUGGCUGCAGAAACACCCUCUCAAGAUGAAGAGGAAGGCGUGUCAGAUGUGGAGAGCGAGAGGAGUCAAGAACAGACCGAUAAGAUAAUAGAUGCAAGUGAUUUGGCGACCAAGCUUCUAGAUUGCUGGAAAGACCUAAAAGAGGUGUACAGGAUCCCGAAGAAGAGCCAAGCGGAAAAGGAGACCACUGCAGAUCGUGGGAGAGAGUCAGCAGGCCGAGACCCAGCCGCUACCCCAAAAAACCUGAGCAGAGAACGGGACCCCGAAAGGCAAAGUCAGAGCAAGGAAAAGAAAAAACGCAGAGAUUCUUUGUCACCCCCGUCGGCGUAUGAACGAGGCACCAAACGACCAGAUGACAGAUACGACACACCAGCCACCACCUCCAAGAAGAAAGUCCGGAUCAAGGACCGCAACAAGCUGUCCACGGAGGAACGCCGGAAGCUCUUUGAGCAGGAGGUUGCGCAGCGCGAGGCCCAGAAGCAGCAGCAGCAGCAGUUGCAAACCCUUGGGAUGGCCUCCCCUCUUCCCUACGACUCCCUGGGCUACAGCGUCGCGCACCAGACCUUCAUGGGCUACCCGCCCGGCUACCCCAUGCAGGCCUACGUGGACCCCAGCAACCCCAAUGCCGGAAAGGUGCUUCUCCCCACCCCAAGCAUGGACCCCAUGUGCUCUCCGGCCGCUUACGAGCACCCUCAGACUUUGGUCGGGCACACGAUCGAGCCGGCCCUGGCCGCCCCUCAGCCGGUGCCCGUCGUCCAGCACGUAGCAGCAGGCACCCUGGAGGUGUCCGCCCCGCAGUACGUAACGCAGGGCGACCCGGUGGUCCACCAGGAGCAGAGCGUCGCGGUCUUGCCGGUGCCGGCCCCGGUGCAAGGACAGAGCUAUGGAGUCUGGGAUUCCAGCCAGCAGACGGUAGCAGUGCAGCCGCCCUAUUCUCCAGCCCAGUCCCAGCCGGCCAUCUACUACCAAGGGCAGGCCUGCCAGGCUGUUUACGGAGUCGCGUCGCCCUACUCGCAGACCACGCCACCCAUCGUGCAGAGCUACGCACAACCAGGUCUCCAGUAUAUCCAGGGGCAGCAGAUUUACACUGCUCAUCCCCAGGGCGUUGUGGUGCAGCCUUCGACGGCAGUGACAACUAUUGUAGCCACAGGACAGCCCCCGCCUAUACAGCAGCCGGAGCUGGUGGUCACCAACAACCUCUUGGACCUGCCCCCACCAUCUCCCCCCAAACCCAAAACCAUUGUCCUCCCUCCGAACUGGAAAACUGCCCGAGAUCCUGAGGGGAAGAUCUACUACUAUCACGUGGCCACCAGGCAAACCCAGUGGGACCCUCCAAACUGGGACAGCCCAGAAGAUGAUGCCAGUCUUGAGCACGAAGCUGAAAUGGAUCUUGGAACCCCAACUUACGACGAAAACCCCAUGAAGUCUUCCAAAAAACCCAAAACGGCAGAAGCAGACACUUCCAGCGAGCUGGCAAAGAAGAGCAAGGAAGUCUUUCGAAAGGAGAUGUCCCAGUUCAUCGUGCAAUGCCUGAACCCCUACCGCAAGCCAGACUGCAAAGUUGGGCGGAUAACCACAACCGAAGAUUUCAAGCACCUUGCACGGAAGCUGACCCACGGAGUCAUGAACAAGGAGCUGAAGUACUGCAAAAACCCUGAGGACCUGGAGUGCAACGAGAACGUGAAACACAAGACGAAGGAGUACAUCAAGAAGUAUAUGCAGAAAUUUGGGUCCGUUUACAAGCCCAAAGAGGACACGGACUUGGAGUAGCAAUCGCGGCGGGAAAGGCACCCUCUCUUCCGCUCUAGGAGCUCCCCUAACAAGGACACUUCUUAUUUUCCUUUUGUUUUCCACAGGAUUUCCGGCUCUUUCUCACUCUCUCUCGAUCUUUCCAAGUCGGGUUUGAGGAGGCCAGGCAGAAACUGCAGUGUGUGUGUGUAGGGGGGGGGGGGAGAAACUAACUCGCACAAACACACCCACCCCAUGGUACAGUUGUGACUCACCCCAUCGUUCGUUCCCUCUCUGCAAGAAAAGCUGGAACUUCCGGUCCGUUUGGUGCUGUUUUAGCGCAACAAACUCGAAAGCGCGUCUCGUCUCUCCCCCGCGAGAUCUGUAUCAUAUUUUAACGUAUAUGUGAAUAUAUUGAGUUCUCCCGCCCCCCUUUAGCCCGAAACGUGUUGAUAUCAUGGGAACACUUUGUAAGAAUAGUUUUGAGAAAGGGGUGGGGUGGGUUUUUUUUUGUUUUGUUUGUUUCCGUUUCCCUUUCUUUUUUUCGUUCUCUGCAAGGUUACUCUGUUAUCAUGUAAAUAUUUGCGAACAGGCUGCCUCAGGGUUUCUGGCAAGCCGCGUGCUAUGUUGAUAAGAUUGAUUUUACUGCUUAAAUCAUUUUACUUUAUCCAAUUUUUACUGAAGUUUUUAUGUAAAAGAAAAAAAUUAAAAAAUUAAAUAAAACGGCAAUGAAAGAACAA
Molecule: messenger RNA, 8748 nt
Organism: Podarcis muralis (Common wall lizard)
Lineage: Eukaryota; Metazoa; Chordata; Lepidosauria; Squamata; Lacertidae
Gene: SETD2
Product: SET domain containing 2, histone lysine methyltransferase
Biological process (GO): regulation of DNA-templated transcription
Cellular component (GO): nucleus; chromosome
Molecular function (GO): histone H3K36 methyltransferase activity; protein binding
Source: RefSeq, a predicted model, not a curated record